UGCUUAGCUUUCAUUUUAGUUUCGACAUAAAACAAACGAAAUUUAAUAAAUUCUUAGAGUGAAAAUCGAAAAUACGCAAUAAAAAAGAAGCCAAUGGACGAAUUAAAGGAGCAGAAUGAGGAGCAGCUGUUGGGACUGCUGAAGGAUGCGAUUUCGCCCAUAGCUGAGCGAGCGCGCGCGUCUAGCGAGCAGCUGAGAACGCAGUGCGUCGAUGCUGAGUCAAUGCUGCGGCUCUGCGAUGUGUUGGGCGACAUUAAGUAUACGCCAGGGCUGCGCAAGUGUGCGGGCAAUACGCUGAGGCAGCGUCUAAUGCAGCAGCAGGCGUGGCAAGAGCUGCAGCCGCAGCUGCCAGCAGCGCAGUCGCGACUAAUGACGGCGCUCAAAUCGCUGCGCAGCGACGACGACGAAGCGCUGCAACUGGCGGUGGUGCAAAAUGUGGCGCAGUUGAUGCAACUGCAGCUGGACAACGAUGUGCGCGAAUGGAAUGAGCAGCUGUUUGAGCUGCUGGCGGCGCAUUGCAAGCUCGCCGAGCAACAGCUGCUGAGCUUGAGCCUACUGAAGCUGCUGCUAAGCAGCGCCCCCAAGUUAUGCGAGCAGUACUUGCCACAAAUGCAGCGCAUAUUGCUGCAAGGCGUGCAGCAGAGUUGCAACGAGGCAACGCCGCUGAGCGAACUGCUGCUCAGCGCCUGGUCGCUGGCCAUACCGCUCUACAGCAAGCAGUGCGCGCAUUGCCUGGAGCAGCUAAGCGCAAGCGUCUGCCCCAUUGUGCAGCUAACGCGCGUCUUUGCACGCGAGCCGCAUCCGCGACGCAGCUGCCGCGGCCUGCAGACGCUGCAGAAACUGCUGAAGCAUGCGCCGGAGCAAGUUUGGCCACAGCUGCCGCUGCUGCUCAACGAGCUUUGCCAGCUGUCCGGCGACGUUUAUCUGAGCGACGAGCUGCGCACGCAGGCGCUGCUAACGCUCAAGAGCUGCGUGCAGUCGCGUCGGCGUCAAAUUAUACGCCUCAAGUUGAUGGAUCGACUGCUCAUGACGCUGCAUCAGCUGCUGGCAGUGCCGCCGGCGCUGAGCUCCGCUGGCGAGGAGCUUUACUUUGGCUCAACGCGCAGCGCUUUGGCCGAAGCUACGCAAAUUUUAAUACACAUUGCCAGCGAGUCGAACACGGCGCGCGUGGCGGAGCGUGCGCUGCGCCUAAUGCAGCCGCAGCUGGCGUCGCAGCGUACAGCGCUGCAGCGUUUGGCAGCGCUGCUGUUUCUAGCGCUCAUGACUCAGGGAUUUUCGGAUAUGCUGCCGGCCAAGCCGCUGCAGGGCUUCAUUGCCACCUUGGCCACGGGCUUUGCGGACGAGGAGCGCGUGGUGCGGCGCGCUGCGCACUUUGCGCUCUCCAUCAUGGCCGAGUGCCUGCAGCCGGAGAUCACCAAGCAGGCCGCGCAGCUUAUGCCUCUCUUCACCCAGUACAUUGAUCAGCUAAGCGACGAGCAGCGUCGCUCAGACAUUGAGCCCAGCACGCAGACGCGCAUGUUCUGCACCCUCGAGAUUUACUGCGAGAGUCUCCAGCCGCAUCUGCUGCAGCCCUACGCUGCGGAUCUUAUGCAGCGUCUGCUGAAGCUUUGCCAGCCCGGCGACAAUUCGCCCUCGUUGCGCCAAAUGGCGUUCAGCGCCAUCGAGUGUGUGGCCAAGAUACUCAAGAGCGACUUUGUCGCUUACUUUGAUCGCACGUUGGAGCUGGCGCUGCUCUUGAUCAAAGACUCAAGCGAUGAUGAUUAUCUCCUGCUGCGCUCCAAUGCAGUUCAGAUCAUCAAUGCGUUGAGUGCUGUGGAUGGCGACAAGUUUAAGCAGCAGGCACCGCAGCUCCUGGCGCAUUGCAUGGAGCUGCGCCAGCAUGAGGAGGGUCAGCUGCUGACCUACAAGACAAUGGGCUUGAUUUGCGAGCAAAUACCAGAGCAACUGACGCCACAUUUUGCGGUGUUGGUGAAGGAGGCAUGCGGCACUAUAAAGGAGCUGCUGGCGAUGCCAAAGAAAGCGGACAGCGAUGCGGAUGAGGAUGCAGCUGAGCAGACAGAAAGCGCUGCAGAUGACGACGACGACGACGAUGAUGACGAUGAAGAGGAUGAAGCUGAAGAGUUGACGGAGGAGCGACAUGGCGAUCAGACGGACAACGAAACUGAAGGCAGCAGCUUGUCGAGCAUGGAGGGCAGCAGCGUUGACUAUGCGGAUGGAGCACGCGAGGCAAUUCUUUGCUUGAAGCAGCUGGCGCAGCAUAUGCCAGACGCACUGCUGCCGCAGCUAAUGGAGGCGGAGAGGCGUGUGACAAGCGCAGCAGCGCGACUGGAGGAGAGCGGCAAGUGUGCAGUGUUUGAAACGCUGACGCAGUUUGUUGUGCUCUAUGCCAGGCAGCGGGACAUGGCGCAUGCCAAGCGCAAGUGCCAGGAAAUGCUGCCGCAGCUGAUAAACUUUAUGCGCAAUGCCAAGGACAUGGAGCAUGUUGUCGUCGGCUACGAUUGUUUGAAGCAGCUGCUGCAGUUGCUCAAAGCGCAGGCGCUGGCGGGCGCAGGCGCGCGUCAGUUGCUCUUUGGGCUGCUGCGCCGCACACUGCGGCGCGGACUGCCCUGUCAGUUCAAUGCCAGCGCCGAGCUGGACAUGGAGGCGCUGCAGCAUUGCAGUCAAGCGCUGCUGGAGGAUCAGCUAGUGCUGCAGCGCUGCUGCGAGCUGCUGCCCAUUUUUGGCGCCUGCAUGAGCGCACAUCAGUUUGCCGAUCAUUUGCAGCUGGUGCGCAAUCGUGUGCUCAAAUUUUUGCAUCAAUCGAAGAGCAGCAGCAGCAGCUCCAGUCUGCUCUACUAUAAUUUGCUCUGGCGCUGCAUGCCCGCGCUGGGUGCAUUGGCAGCAGAGUAUCAGGAGCUGCUGGCUCAGCUGGUGGCUGCUUGCGCCACUGAUGCGCAGCCGGCAGCGCGUGAAUUUGCCUGGCAACUUGCCGAUUGGUUGCUGCAACAUUGGGCGUCCCAACAUGCAGCUGCAACGCUGCCGCAUCUCGAGCGCGCUUGCAGCUCAGCGCUGCUGCCUGCAGCGCCCUUGAGCGCAGCUGAACGCGCUUGCGUUUGCGGCCUGAGCGCGCGUUUAAUGCUGCGCGAUAAUUUGUUGCAGCCAGCGCUGCAUUUAGAUAAAUUGCUGGCGCUUUUAUUUACGCAGCUGCCGCUUGCUGAGCAAUGCGUGCACUAUACGCCGCUGUUGCAAGCUUUGCUGCUGCUGCAGCAGCAACAGCCACAGCUGUUGCAACAAUACGCGCAACGCUGCGCGCAGCUGUUUGCAGCUCCUGCGCAUUUGCCGCCAGCUGAGGCAACACGCGCCGCUGCAGCGCAGCUGCUCAUUCAACUCACAAGUGUUGCCACUUGAGCUUGCCACAUUACAUUUUCUCAAUUUUGUAAAUUCCAAGUUUGAAUUUGUGCAAUUUAAUAAAACUAAAGUUCGCUUUCAUUUA
Messenger RNA from Drosophila busckii, 3472 nucleotides. RefSeq names its product maker265. The record is from RefSeq and is a predicted model, not a curated record. Bases 94 to 3387 code for a protein of 1097 amino acids. Lineage: Eukaryota; Metazoa; Arthropoda; Insecta; Diptera; Drosophilidae. The transcript is spliced from 2 exons.